CCAGAGGCAGCUGCGGGGGUUUAAACUGAACUACAUCACUAAUAACGAUCAUCACACAAUUAAACUGAAAUAACCUGCUGUUCUCAUCAGUCUGGGAUGUUGAUGUUCAUUUAUUAUUAACCGGGGAGGGGUGGGGCUUCGAAACCGAAAGUUAAAAAAAAAAGAUAAACAAGCUGACGUGACUAUCAGACGACCGACGGUACCGUUAGCGCAGUGUGGAAAAGGCAAACAUUGACUGCACCAUGAGACGUCCAGAGAAGAUAUUUAGCAUUCAAAACGCAACAAGGAGAAACUGGUUUUAAGCCUUUAAACUGCAGCAGUAGAAAUGGCUGAGAAGAGGAAGAAGAGGAAGCGAUCCAUGUCUUCAUCCUCGCCUUUAUUGUCUGAACAGCCAACCAGCUCCAGCAGUGAGCGGAUCAGUGAAUCCACCGCUCCCAGUGUUGUUUCUUUGGGAAGUGAACAAUCCAAAGGUUAUCCACUGAACUUUGAUGUUGAAAAGGCACAAAGCUCAAUGUCAAAGGAGUCCACUGCUCCCAGUAUUGUCUCUUUGAAGAGUGAAAGAUCCAAAGGCUAUCCACUCAACUUUGGUGUUGAUGAGUCAAAACGUUCACAAUCGAGUGAGUCCACUGCUCCCAGUGUUGUCUCUUUGAAGAGUGAAAGAUCCAAAGGCUAUCCACUCAACUUUGGUGUUGAAAAGACACAAAGUGAGCUGACUGUGGAGCCGUCCAGCUGUGCGAUGUGUAUGGAGGCUUUGAGUGAUCCAGUCCGUUUAACCUGUGGACACUGGUCAUGCAAACAGUGUGUCGGCUCAGACAACCCCUGCACAAAGUGUGGAAAGAAAGUCAGAAAAGAUCCUGGACACCAAAGAGAUACUGAGGAAGACACUAGGGGCAGCCAUCUUUUGAAUGCAAAGAAGAAUCAUAGAAAAGCAACGCAGAAUAAAUUUACUUGGACAUCUGAAGGUUUGGGUGACCAAAAGAAUCCCCUGAACAGCAUCUACACCACACUCUUCAUCAACCCUGGAGAGAGUGAAGGGCUACAUGAAGAACAAUCGUUUAGACACUUCAAACCUACAUUGAAAAAACAAAAAUCUUCGGAAAAAUUAAACAUCAAUGACAUCUUCAAACCGUCAUCUGGCCAAGAGAGACCCCCCAGAACAGUCCUGAUGAAGGGCGUUGCAGGAAUUGGAAAAUCAUUUUCUGUGCAGAAAUUCAUUCUUGACUGGGCCGAGGAGAGAGCUAACCAGGACAUUGAUUUUGUUUUCAAUCUUGCUUUCCGAGAGCUGAAUCUGAGUACAGAAGACAAAAGCUUGCAUGAGCUCCUGACUGAUCAUCACCCUGCUCUCCAUGAUCUGAGAGAUUCAGAAGAUUUCGUCAAAGCCAGGGUUAUCGUGAUCCUGGACGGCCUGGAUGAAAGCAGACUUCCACUGGACUUCAAGAACAAGCCGGUAACAUCUGUCAGUGAAGUAACAUCUGUUGGUAAUCUCCUAGCAAACCUCAUCCAGAGAAACCUUCUUCCUAAUGCUAACCUGUGGAUAACAUCCCGUCCAGCAGCAGCCAGUCAGAUCCCUGCAAAGUUUGUUGACAUGGUGACGGAGAUAAGAGGGUUCAGUGACCCACAAAAAGAAGAAUACUUCAGGAGGAGAUUCAGUAAUGACUUGAGCCUUGCUGACAGGAUCAUUUCACACAUUCACUCUUCGCAAAGUCUCGACGUCAUGUGCCAGAUCCCGAUCUUCUGCUGGAUUUCGGCCGUAUUAUUUCAGGAGAUCUUUGGGGGAGAAGAGAAAGCUGAGACUCCCCAAACUCUCACAGAGAUGAUGGCACAUUUCCUGUUUGCCCAGACAAAACGCAGAAGCAGAAAAUAUGACAAGACUGAGGAAAACAAAGAGAGACUUCUGAAGACACACAGAGAAUUUCUUCUGAAACUCGGCAAGCUUGCAUUUGUUCAGCUGCAGAAGAACAACCUCAUCUUCUACGAUGAAGACCUGGAAGACUGUGGCAUUGACAUACGAGAGGCAUCCGUCCACUCUGGAUUUUGUAGUGCAGUUUUUAGGGAAGAAGAAAUCUUUUCCCAGAAAAAGAUCUCGUUCUUUGUGCACCUGACCAUACAGGAGUUCUUUGCUGCUCUUUUUGUCUAUGACUGUUUCACCAACAAGAAUACAAAAGAGCUCGGCAACUUCCUCGAUCUGAAGGACGAAGAACAUACCUUACUUGAUCUUCUGAAGAUGACCGUUGACAAAGUAUUGGAGAAAAAGAACGGUCACCUGGACUUCUUCUUGCGAUUCCUCCUUGGCCUCAUGGCAGAACCCAACCGGAGAGUCCUUCAGGGUCUGCUGACAUCGCCGGAUCCAGGCCAAGAUACCCAAAAGAAAAUCUUGACUCACCUCAAAGCCAUCCGAAGAAAGGCCCUCUCUCCAGACAGUUGCAUCAACCUCUUCCAGACCAUGGUCGAGAUGAGAGACAACAAAGUCAAAGAUGAGAUUCAGGAAUAUCUCAAACUGUCAGAGCGUUCAAAAACCGAGCUGACUCCACUGCACUGCUCUGCGCUGGCCUACAUGCUGCAGGUAUCGAAAGAUGAUCUGGAGUUGUUGGACUUGAAAAGUUACAACACAUCAGAUGAAGGCCGAAGGAGGCUGAUACCAGCUGUGAGGACCAGCAGAAAGGCCGUACUGGCAGACUGCAAAGUGACUGAAGAAUUGGUCAAACAUCUGGCCUUUGGUCUCAAGUUCCCCUACUCAGCUCUGAGAGAUCUGGAUCUGAGCAACAAUGACCUGAAAGAUUCAGGAGUGGAGCUGCUCUGUGAUGGACUGUCGAGUCAAUGCUGCAGACUGAAGAAACUGAGUCUGUCAGGCUGUCAGGUCACAGAAGAAGGCUGUGAUUAUCUGGCCAAGGCUCUGAAGUCCAACCCUUCCCAUCUGACGGAGCUGGACCUGAGCUACAACAAUCUGGGAGAAUCAGGAAAGAAGCUGCUCUCUGAGCUGAAGGACGAUACACAAUACAAGCUCGACAUACUCAAUGUUGAACACAAUGGAAGUCAACGGAUGAAACCGGGAUUCAAGAAAUAUGCCUGUGAUCUCACUUGGGACCCCGACACGGCCCACAAGAACCUCCUUCUCUCUGAAGGGAACAGAAAGGUGACCUGGGUGAAAGAUGAGCAGCCAUAUCCACCUCAUCUGGAAAGGUUCAAUCUCUGCCAGCAGGUGCUGUGUGAACAGGGUCUAGAUGAGCGCUGCUACUGGGAGGUUGAGGUGGAGGAGCCCUUCAACAUCGGGUUAACGUACAGAAGCAUUGGCAGGAAAGGGGAUGGGAGAGAUGGUAAGCUAGGGCGCAACGACAAGUCUUGGGCUCUGAUGUGCUCUGAUGAAGGUUGUUUUGUUCAGCACAGCAACAAGAAAGUAGAUGUAUCUUCCCUUUGCUCGCGCUCCAGUCGGCUGGGGGUGUAUCUGGAUCGGCCGGCUGGCACUCUGAUCUUCUACAGAGUCUUCUCUGACAGUCGGACCUGCCUCCAUACCUUCAAAACUACGUUCAUUGAGCCCCUCUAUCCCGCUGUUGAACUUCACACUCAUUCAUCUGCAUUUUUUGUCGGCUCUGACACACCAACACGACAACCAACCGUCAGCAGAAAAGGCAGUCGGACUGAUCAGUCUCCCUGAGUUGGUCAAAAAAGUGCCUCGGAACACACCGAAGCGAUGCCGACUUGAGCGUACGUUCUGCACGUGCGUGAGAUGUACUACAUCUCCAUAACAGCAGGCGACGCUAAUCUUUAUUGUCGCCCAAAAAAUUAAAACCGGCAGCAGAUUGGACAAACACGUCACGUGUGUCUGGCUGCUCCCAGAAAACGGACCAUAAUGGCGGCAAGGAAAUAGGCCAUGCCAAUCACACGAGCAACCAAAAGGCGUAAAUUUGCAUGUGGAUGGUCGGGACUUGUCCCAUACAAUCAAGGGAAUACUGAGGUAGUCAGUGAGUUGUGUGAGUGUCCGACUGAUUGUUCAGCCCAAUAUAUUAGUGAUCUUGCCACCAUAGUGAAGUUUCUCUGUGUUGUUUCCACCUUUCCUUUUGCCAUGUGCUCAAGACCACAACUUAAAUUAAAUUAAAUUCCAUUUAUAGUAUCAAAUUAUAACAAGUGUUAUUUCAAGACACUUUACAGAUAGAGUAGGUCUAGACCACACUCUUUAAUUUACAAAGACC
Molecule: messenger RNA, 4187 nt
Organism: Perca fluviatilis (European perch)
Lineage: Eukaryota; Metazoa; Chordata; Actinopteri; Perciformes; Percidae
Product: NLR family CARD domain-containing protein 3-like
Exons: 11
Coding region: 326-3652 (1108 amino acids)
Molecular function (GO): protein binding
Source: RefSeq, a predicted model, not a curated record